Heterocephalus glaber (naked mole-rat) is the source of this 963-nucleotide messenger RNA. RefSeq names its product midkine (gene Mdk). The record is from RefSeq and is a predicted model, not a curated record. Gene Ontology annotation, molecular function: growth factor activity. NCBI's taxonomy places the organism in Eukaryota, Metazoa, Chordata, Mammalia, Rodentia, Bathyergidae.
CUGCGGCUCGGGUCCCCCAGCUCGGCCCCUCCUCCUCUCCCUCCGCCCCUCCAACCUGCACUUGCAGAGGCGCGUGCGCCCUUCCGCCGCCACCUGGGCGCUUUCUCCGGGGUCCCGGCACCCCACGCAGCCACGAGCCCGUGGCCCUCGGGAACUCGAGCCCAGGAUGCAGCACCGAGCCUUCCUCCUGCUCGCCCUGCUCGCCCUGCUGGCGCUGCCCUCCGCGGUGGCCAAAAAGAAAGACAAGGCCAAGAAGGGCGGCGCUGGCAGCGAGUGCGCCGAGUGGACCUGGGGCCCCUGCGUCCCCAGCAGCAAGGACUGCGGCGCGGGCCUCCGCGAGGGCACCUGCGGGGCGCAGACUCAGCGCGUGCGCUGCCGGGUGCCCUGCAACUGGAAGAAGGAGUUCGGAGCCGACUGCAAGUACAAGUUCGAGAGCUGGGGCGGGUGCGAUGGGGCCACCGGCACCAAAGCCCGCCAGGGCACCCUGAAGAAGGCGCGGUACAAUGCCCAGUGCCAGGAGACCAUCCGCGUGACGAAGCCCUGCACGCCCAAGACCAAAGCCAAGGCCAAAGCCAAGAAAGGGAAAGGAAAGGAUUGAGCCGCGCUGGGAUGGCUGAGGAUCCCCUUGCUUUAUUAGGGGCCUAGCCGCCCCCUGCCGACUGAAGGCCCGUGACACCGCCCACCAGUGCCUUUUCUACUCUAGCUUUAUCAAUCAUGCCUCUCACCUGCACCCCCACCCACCCAAGUGCCCAAGUGGGGAGGCGCAAGGGAUUCUGGGAUGUGCCCCCCAGGUUUUUUGUUGUUGGUACCCAGGAUCGAACUUGGUACCUUGUGCUUGCAAGGCAGGCGGUGGAACGACUGAGCUAUACACCCACCCCCCGUUUUCGAUUCCCAGUGCCCCCUUUGUUCUUCCUCACCACCCUGUUACUAAGAAAUGAAUAAAACGAGUGAACUUCUUUCCCA